Microdochium trichocladiopsis is the source of this 2670-nucleotide messenger RNA. RefSeq lists its product as uncharacterized. The transcript is spliced from 3 exons. Gene Ontology annotation, biological process: primary miRNA processing; mRNA processing. The record is from RefSeq and is a predicted model, not a curated record. Bases 1 to 2670 code for a protein of 889 amino acids. Lineage: Eukaryota; Fungi; Ascomycota; Sordariomycetes; Xylariales; Microdochiaceae. Gene Ontology annotation, cellular component: nuclear body.
AUGGACUCAUACACCUCAUCAUACCGCGACGCGGCACGCUCCCCCCCGGAUCGUGCCCGCAACGGACGUGAUGAUCGGAUCAAGGAAGAACCACGUGACCCGUUCUACCGUGGUCGCUCGCCAGGCCACGACCGAACUCGGCGCAACCGCUCUCGCUCCCCACAACAGGUCGACCGCUAUGAACCCCGAGCACGGGGCGGUCGAGACGAUUAUGGCGGUGGUCCCCGUGAUCGAGGCGAUCCGCGCGAACGCGACGACCGACGCCGCGUCACUUCCCCGCCAGCGAAUAUUGACCGAUACGUCCCUGGCCAGAGCAAUGGCGAUGCAGCCACGCCCGCAGUUAAUCCCCUGACCGAUCCUGUCAAGCUGCCCUUCCAGGUUGGCUUCUCAUAUUUCGGUGAAUGGUGGAGAGCAAACGAGAAGAUCAAGGAUGAGAAAGAGAGAGCCAAGACAGGGAGACGACGCGAGCCAGAACGCCCUCGUGGUGCACGCGAGUCACAAGAGGAGCGUGACAAGGAGAAGGCCAAGAUCCAAGCUGCUUACGAUGUCUACAAAGAGGAGCUUCAGGCCAAGAUGGCCCGAGCUUUUGUUGCCGAGCACAAAAAGGAGCAGUGGUUCCGUGAGCGCUAUGUACCAGAAGUGCGCGACGCCCUCAAUGCACAGAUCAACGAGUUCCGGCGAGGGGGUUACAACCAAUGGGAGCAAGACCUUGAGUCUGGAACAUUCGAUGAUUUCUCUCUUGAAGGACUGCCCAAGAGCGAGAGCAAUGGCGCUGGCGGGGUUGUGGAGAAGGAAGAAGGGGAGGCCACGGCCGCGAACGAGGUCCUUGGUGUUGGAGAUCUUGUCCCGGCGUCUGGAAACGACCUCAGAGACGAGAACCUGUACCAACCCACGCUCUUGAUCAAGACUAUCGCCCCGCAUGUCAGCCGCCAGAACCUUGAGACAUUCUGCAAGGAAAAUCUGGGUGAGGAAGAAGGUGGCUUCAAGUGGCUCUCACUGAGUGAUCCCAACCCUAGCAAGCGAUAUCACCGCAUGGGCUGGGUCAUGCUUCAUCCCUCGCCAGAUUCGGUCGCUCCAGUCGAGCGUGCUGAUCCCAAGGAUGACGACAUGGAGGGCGAGCCGAGAUCUCCCAAACUGAUCAGCACAGCCGAAAAGGCGCUCGAGGCUGUCAACGGCAAGACAGUCAAAGAUGAGGUUCGUGGUGAUUUUGUAUGCCACGUCGGUGUGCACAACCCGCCAACGAAUCCGCGCAAGAAGGCUCUUUGGGACUUGUUCUCAGCCCCUGAACGGGUCGAGAAGGAUCUCACCUUGGUGCAGCGCCUCAUAAACAAAUUUGAGGAGGACUACGGCUCUGAUUUCAAUGGCUUCCUGAGAAUCGAGGAGAGAGUCGAAAAUCUGCGAAGUGCCGGCCAACUCAAGCCGGUCGGCCCAGCGCCUGUAGCCAAAAAGGUCAAGAAGGAGAGAAAUCUUGAUUUUGACGAUGUCAUGGACGAAGGCGAGAUGGGAGAUUCCGAAGAAGAGGAAGGUGCGAUUGACGACGAUGAGAUCGACGACGAAGACCUACUGGUCAAGAAGAAGCAGCUCGACCUCGCGACCGAGUACCUCCGUCGUGUCUUCAACUUCUGCUUCUUCUGCGUAUUCGAGUGUGAUUCGAUUCACGAGCUCACUCGUAAGUGUCCAGGCGGCCACCUCCGGCGCCCACGCAGCACGCUAUCGACUGCUGCAAAGGGCGUGGCUCGCGCAAGUGCCAACGGAGAGCCGUUCCCAGCCAAGAAGCGUGAGGAGGGCGAAGAGGAGGGCGAAGCGCCGGAGCCGGACCGCAAAUUCCGUGGCCAGUCAUCAAAGUCCGAACAGCAGCUGGAGCGGGCGUACAAGUGGGUGAAGACCUUUGAGGACAAGAUCAUGCAGAUCCUGGAGCCAGAGACGGUGGACCUUCGCAAGCUUGGCGGCAAGCCGGCGGAUGAGGCUGUGGCCGACGAGCUCAACAAGUUUGUCAAGCAAGAGGAUGAGCACAAGUGGCGGUGCAAGGUCCCUGAAUGCACCAAGCUCUUCAAAGAAGAGCAUUUCUGGAAGAAGCACGUCGAGAAACGCCACGGGGACUGGCUGGACAAUCUCAAGCAGGAGUUUGAGCUCAUCAAUGCUUACGUUCUCGACCCGUCCCACAUUGCGCCAUCUCGAACGGACGCGAACAGCAACGGGCACUUCCCCCCAGCCAAUGGCCAAACGCAGCAAGGCACCCCUAGAGGUUUCAAUCUCCAGAACUUCUCGAUGAACAACAUCAUGCCACAGUUUGCUGGCUUCCCUGGCUUUGCAGGCAUGCCACCUCUGUUUGCCGGGAACCCAGCAGCCAUGCAAGCCGCAGGAUGGAGCGCAGGUGGUGUCGACCGCAGCGGCGGCCCAAUCCGACGUGGCGGAGGCGGAGGUGCCGGCGGCACUGGCCGCUAUCAGAACAGGAGCGGGCCUUACGACAGGCGGCAGGGUCCACCGGGCCGAUAUGGCGCCGAUGGUCCGGGGGCUGGUCGCGGCAGGGGAGGCGCCGGGCGCUGGGGAGAUGGCGCCGCCGGUGGUGCUGCCGUUGGUCCUCGCGAAGCUGUUCAAGGGCGUAGUCUGAAAAGCUACGAAGAUCUGGAUCACGUUGCAGGAGGUGGGUCUGGCGAAUUGAAUUACUAG